This is a messenger RNA of Strongylus vulgaris, 432 nucleotides long. NCBI's taxonomy places the organism in Eukaryota, Metazoa, Nematoda, Chromadorea, Rhabditida, Strongylidae. The record is from the annotation of a GenBank genome assembly.
AUGAGAGCAGCGAUGGAUGAUAUUGCGAAUAUGAUCAGCUCUUUCUUUGCCGACGUUGAUAUUGUGUUCAGUGAUGUGUUAGCUGGAUUGUUCCUCACAGCUCACUCUCCUGUCAACGUCUAUCCUCCUCUUGUGCCGAAAAUUAGCGAUCGUCCUGAUUGGAUGACAAUCGAGAAUGCUUCACAUUUCUUACAUUUCGCUUCAUGUGUUUAUGGCUGGCCUACCUACUUACUGCACAAUUUUGGCAUCAAACCAGCGUACAGACUGUUCCGAAAGUUACAAUGUUGUGGUCGUCUUCGCUGCGAUCAGGUUAGUUGUAUUCCACUUGUUUGCAGUGGUAGCACCCUUUAUUUUGGGCUUUUGGAUUGCGGACUGCAAAGUGCAUGUGAAGGGAUGAGACGCCUGUUGAUUUACGGAAAUCGUGUUAGAUAG